CCCUGGCUAACCUACAAUUUGCUUGCACUUACCUAGCAAAAUAAACUGAACUCUAUUUUGAGAAGAUUCCUUACAACAUCGUAAUGGGAGAUUCAUCUUUUACACCGAAAAUUAACACAGGAAACCAAGACCCAGUGCUGAAAAAGGCUGAGCUAGAUUAUAUGAAAAUAAUUGAACAGAAAAAUCUCGAGCGAGUACAAAAGCUUCAGCAAAUCAGCAAGAGGAAUAGAAUCACUGGUUUUGCUAUUGGUGCCGGAGUAUUCAGUAUUUAUUUGUAUUCAAUCUUUGCUGUCAAGCAGGAAACCUUUCUCGACGACUUCAACGAACCCGCAAAGGUUCAACAACAAUAGAAAUGGCCACAGCACACAAAGUAUCGCAACUAAGGUUGCCUCCAUUGCCUAGUAUCAAAGACAUCAUUAGGUUAUACAAACUGCGUGCGCUUCGGGAAUUGUCGCAGAAUUUUCUAAUGGAACCAAGGCUGAUUGAUAAAAUCGUGAGAGCAGCUGGGCAUAUAGAGAACCAUGUGGUUUGCGAAGUGGGUCCUGGUCCUGGUGGUAUAACCCGUUCGAUAAUUCGGCAAGCUCCACGGAAACUGAUAUUAGUGGAGAAAGAUCGAAGAUUUGUACCAUCUUUAGAACUCCUAGCUGACGCUUGUAGAGAUAGGGUAGAUGUGGAUAUAAUAACGGGUGACAUUUUGAAAACAGAUAUUGCACAUUACAUACCAAAAGAUGUGACCACAGAUUGGUAUGAUUCACCUCCACAAGUUAAUUUAAUAGGGAACUUGCCAUUUAGCAUUUCCACAAUUUUAAUGAUUCGUUGGUUAGAGAUGAUUUCUAAGAAAGAAGGACCUUGGGCUUAUGGCCGUACACGGAUGACAUUGACCUUCCAGAAAGAAGUUGCGGAGAGGAUGUCUGCUCGAAUGUUGGAUAAACAAAGAUGUCGACUGUCAGUUAUGUGCCAAAACUGGUGCAAUGUCAAUUACAAAUUUGAUAUUCCAGGAGCAGCAUUUCUUCCAAAACCUGAAGUUGAUGUUGGAGUGGUCACUUUGACUCCUUUGAAGCACCCUUUGAUUAAAUUACCAUUUAAAUUGGUUGAGAAAGUUGUUCGACAAAUAUUUUCGAUGAGACAGAAGUAUUCUAUUAGAGGAGCGCAGACAUUGUUUCCAGAAAAAGUUAGGGAGGAAAUGGCUCUAAAAAUGUAUAAGCUAGCUGAAAUUGAUCCUGUGACUAGGCCUUUCCAAAUUGCCAACAUGGAAUUUGCGAGAAUUUGUGAAGCAUAUAAUGAAAUAAUUAAAAUGUACCCAGAAUUUGAGAAUUACGAUUUGCGUGCACCCAAGAAAGUUUUACAGGCACAGCAAGAUACAUCACAGUAAUUUGUUUACUGUAGAAGUCAACUUUUAUUAUGUAUAUAGAGUUAGCAG
Messenger RNA from Chilo suppressalis (striped riceborer), 1420 nucleotides. NCBI's taxonomy places the organism in Eukaryota, Metazoa, Arthropoda, Insecta, Lepidoptera, Crambidae. The record is from the annotation of a GenBank genome assembly.